AUGCCUGGCAGCCUCAGGUCAAAGGCAGGCAGAGACAACGUCAUCUAUGCCCACCCCUAUAUCAUGGCCUGCCAUCAGGAGGAAGGGUUCUUGGUAGAGUUUUCGGUUCAAGAUCCGAAUACGGAGGAGAUUUGGUGGAGAAUCAAGCCCAAGGCUAGUGAACUCCGUUAUGCCGGAAGGCUGGGCGGAAGAGGGGGGGUUUGUGAACGCUUUCACCACAGAUGUUCCAGCGAACGUUUUGACCCUUUUACCAAGCAGGUUGAAACGCCAAGUGCCCCUCUCACACGCGAGAUUGUGGACUAUGGAUAG
Paracoccidioides lutzii Pb01 is the source of this 309-nucleotide messenger RNA. RefSeq lists its product as hypothetical. The record is from RefSeq and is a predicted model, not a curated record. Bases 1 to 309 code for a protein of 102 amino acids. The transcript has a single exon.